UUUCUUAUUUCUUGUGAGGUAGCUCGCCUAUGCACCCCUAAAAUUUGGUAGGGGUUACCUAAUUCCCCUAAAACAUCCAAUAUCAAAAACACUAAAAGGCAACUUUGGAUGAGCCAAAGUUGAGAGAGCCAUUUCAUUUUAACUUAUCACUUCACACAUUCACUCAAUUAUUUCAUUUAUUUAUCUAAAAUAAUGGUCCGACUUCUAAGCUAAAUAUUGAUUAUAGGGGGAAAUUCUGUCAUCUGUCAACUUAUUUUUAACCUAGCUGAAAACCCUAUGGAAAACUGGGAAAUUCGUUGUUAUCUAACUUCAUAUCUAAUUCAAGAUUAUUCGGGAGAUUUAUGAUUCGGCUUCGCGAACGCUACACUAAUUCAAGGUUAAAUCGUUAAAUGUAAACAAAGACAUUUUUAGGAUUUCGAUUUUCGGUCGCCUGAAACGGAAGUUUCAGAAGCAAGUUCGAAAAGCUCACUGAAAAAGUCACUGAAAUUAUAGAGCUUUCAACUUAUUUGCAACAUAACCUUAAAAUAAAGUCCAAAUUAGAAUCAAACUAUGUAAAAACAAGUGUUAAUACAGUAAAAAUGUAUUCCAAUUUACUUAAAAUAUGUAAAACUAGAUUGUCUUAUUCAUUUAUAAAAGAAUCAUUAAGGAAAUACAGUAAAGUAUCCUCGAAAGAAUUAAAUAAUUACAAUGAAGAGACAUGUAACGAAUUAGAAACCAUAAUAGAUAAAUUUGGAGAGCACUUACAGUAUAACAGUGUGCUCCAAAGUUUGGGUAUUCCCUACGGUAAUAACAAGAAUACAUUUUGUAAUGAUAAUAUAAAGAAACGUAAAGAAUUUAUAAAACGUAACAUGCAACUCAUUCAGCCACUGCCUUUAUCAUUAAAAUUUAUUAAUGACAACAAUAAUAAUGAAUCUGUAAAACAUGAAGAACCUGUAGUUAAAAAAACUGAGGAACAAAUAGUUAGUUUUCCUUACGAGAAUACAGAUUCAAGUAAUUUUAAUGUUAAUAGGAGUAACCAAGAUUUAAAUAAGGUUGAUUUAACUGCUGAUGAUGAAAUUAGAUUAAAGCAUGAAAAAAUGAAAGAAGUUAGAAAUUGGAUGACUGCCUAUGAUAAUUAUAAUGAUUCAAACAUUGAAGACAUGGAAGAUGAAAAUUGGGAAAUAAAUUAUGGUACCCCUGAUCCUAAUUCUAGAGUUAGUAAUGUACCUUGUGGAGGCUGUGGAGCUCUAUUACAUUGUAAGGAUACAGCUAUUCCAGGAUAUAUCCCUUCAGAAAUAUUUAAGAACCACUCAAUGAGAGGUGGAGCUAACCUGGAAGCAAUUAUAUGCCAAAGAUGUUAUUUUCUAAAAAACUACAACAUGGCACUUCAAGUAAAAGUAUCCCCAGAUGAAUACCCUAAAAUUUUAUCAACAUUAAGUAAAAAAAAAGCAUUGGUUGUUUUAAUGGUGGAUUUAAUGGACUUUCCUUGCUCAAUAUGGCCUGGGAUGGCCGAUAUUUUGGGGCAAAAUAUGCCAGUGGUAAUUGUGGGAAAUAAAGUUGAUUUGCUGCCUAAAGAUGACGACAAAUUUUUGUAUAAUAUAAAAAGGAAAUUGUUGGAUUAUUGCAAGCUGUAUGGAUUUGGCACUGCAAAUAUUAGAAAUGUUGCUUUAAUUUCAGCUAAAACUGGAUUUGGGGUUGAAGAUUUGAUUACUAUGUUACAAUCUGAAUGGAAAUUUCAAGGUGAUGUCUAUCUAGUAGGCUGCACGAAUGUGGGCAAAUCCAGCCUUUUUAACGCCCUCAUCCAAUCAGAUUACUGCAAAAUGCAAGCGAUAGACUUGCUCCAGCGUGCCACGACAAGUUUAUGGCCCGGUACCACCUUAAACCUCCUGAAAUUCCCGCUAAUGCGCCCGUCCGGUUACCGUCUCCACUUACGUCACGAACGAUUGACAGCGGCCAAAAAGUUGUCAAUCAAGGAAGACAUAGUGAGGAGUACCAACUUGAAGGAGGUUAACUCGGGAAAAUACGCGACUCUGAUUGGUCACAUUGGGAGGUCCUACGAAAAGGAGGCUGAGGAUGAGGCAAAAGAUGUUUUUAGCGUGACGGCGAAUUCAAACGCGUCGGGGAAAUUAAAAAUGGGCGUGGACGAGUCUCAUCCAGACUACGCGUUGAGUCGGUGGUGCUACGACACGCCCGGCGUCAUUCAACCCGAUCAGAUUAUUAAUAUUUUAACAGCAGAUGAGUUGAUGUUGACUUUACCAAAACAUAUAAUAAGGCCUGUUAGUUUUUGUCUUAAACCUGGCAGUACUUUGUUUGUUGGAGGCUUGGGUAGAGUUGAUUAUUUGGAAGGUGACGUUUCUGUCAGAUUUACUGUAUUUAGAUCACACACAUUACCACUAACAGUGUGUAGCACCAAAAUUGCUGAUCAACUUUACAAGGACUUUUUGGGUAAAGAUGUUUUUGCAGUUCCAAUGGAUAUUUCGAAUAGACUAGAAAAAUGGCCAGGUUUAGAACAGUCCCAUAUUAUUUCAAUAACAGGAAUUAAUAAUAAAAUGUCUGCCAAAGAUAUUGUUUUAUCCAGUGCUGGUUGGGUGGCAAUAAACAUUAUAAAAGGCGUUACCGGAAAAUUUGUUGCUUGGACUCCUGAAAAAAGGGGCUGUUAUGUUAGAGACUGUUUGCUACCAAAAGCUGUACAAUUAAGAGGCAAAAGAAAACGAUUUUCUCCUGUAUAUGAAAAACAUAAAUUUAUAUAAUUUUAAUUUGACUUUUAUUUAUAAUUUUUAAAAAGAAAGAACGUUCAUAGGCAUGUGCGAAUUUUGAAAAUAUUUGCAGGCAUAUGCACAUGCUGUUUCCUGUGGUGUGACAAUGUCUAGGGAGAAUGUUUAAAAUAUUUUAUCCCCUCCACCUGAAUUUACAACUUUUCCUGUUUUGGAAUGCAUUAAUACCUUAGACAAAAACCAUUUAAUAGAAUUUAAUAUUUUUAUAUUUUAAAAUGAAAUCGGAUUAAUACAAAAAAUUACUGAUUUGGGUUUUGAGGUUUGGACCAAUCAACAGUAAGAAUCAAGUGAUCGUAACCAUGGCCAUUCAACAUACUGAUGGCCUUAGCUGCAUCGCAUUUGAAUUUGUAAUGGAUGUAGGCAUAACCUUUACAUUGACCGGUCUGUUUGUCUUUGGCCAAGUAGAUCUUGACAAUAGGACCAAAUCUUUUAACAAGCUCUUCCAAAUCAGCAUCAGUGGUGUUUUCACUGAGAUUUGCAAUCCUGAUUGCAGUUUGGUCAUCUCUCCUUUGCAUAUUCGGGCCGUCCAUUCUUUUUGAGGCACCGUCACGCAUACCAGGAGGAACAUACUUGGAAACCCCUGGUUUGUUGGCAUCACCUGC
Messenger RNA from Brassicogethes aeneus, 3355 nucleotides. Lineage: Eukaryota; Metazoa; Arthropoda; Insecta; Coleoptera; Nitidulidae. The record is from the annotation of a GenBank genome assembly.